Molecule: messenger RNA, 2936 nt
Organism: Odocoileus virginianus texanus
Lineage: Eukaryota; Metazoa; Chordata; Mammalia; Artiodactyla; Cervidae
Gene: UVSSA
Product: UV stimulated scaffold protein A
Biological process (GO): response to UV; transcription-coupled nucleotide-excision repair
Cellular component (GO): chromosome
Molecular function (GO): RNA polymerase II complex binding
Source: RefSeq, a predicted model, not a curated record
GGUCAAUGACUGUCGAGAUCUGGGGCACGUGAUGGGGCGGGCCCUUCGCCGGAAGGGCUGGCUGAGGCGAGCGGCCGGUAGCGCGAUAUGGAUCAGAAACUUUCAGAGUUGGUAGAAGAGCUCACAACUUCAGGAGAGCCCCAAGUGAACCCCGAGAAAAUGAAGGAACUGAAGAAAAUUUGCAAGUCUUCAGAGGAGCAGCUUGGCCACGCCUACCACCUGCUGAUGGCCCAGCUGAGCCAGGAGCAUGCGGAGAUCCGCCUCUCCGCCUUCCAGGUCCUGGACCAGCUCUUCGCCAGGUCUCACCAGUUCAGGACGCUGGUUGUUUCCAACUUCCAGGAGUUCUUGGAGCUCACGCUGGGCACCGACCAUGAGCGGCCCCUGCCACCCCCCAGGGAGGUGGCACAGAGACUGAGGCAGGCAGCCACCCGGGCCGUCCGUGGCUGGAACGAGAAGUACGGCACAGCCUAUAAGAAGCUGGCCCUAGGCUUCCACUUCCUAAAGCACAGCAAACAGGUAGAUUUCCAAGACGCGGAUGCUCGCACUCUGGCAGAAAGAAAGCGAGCAGAAGAGAAACAGAAGCGCUUGGACAGAAUCUACAAGGAAAGGUCUGAGUGGGCAGCGAGAGAGAUGGAAGAGAUGUCCACGGAGAUCCGGGGCUGCCUCACCGAGCUAGAGAACUGCUUCCGACUGCUGCUGCCCUUUGACCUCGACCUGGGCCCCGCGGCCGCCGGGUGCCCCGUGCCCGAGGAGGGCGACAGGGACGAGGAGCAGCCCUGCUGCAGCAAGAGUCUGCCCGCCUGCGCACGCCACCCAGGAGGCAUGGGCACGGGAGGGCCGCCCCCGGAGGACGAGGACGGUGACCUGGACGGGUUCGUGCGACAGCACGGGCUGGGCUCCCGCCAGUACACGCUGGCCGUGGACCUUUCCUCAGACAGUCUGAGGGUGUGUGAGAACGAGGACAACUCGGCUGUCAUUCGUGCGGCGCAGGAUGCGCUCAGGCUCAUCCAGAACAAGCUCCUGCCGGCCACAUGUUCCUGGGUCCAGCUGUUCACUCGUGCGGGGACACAUGGCGGGCACUUGGAGGGCGCCAUCCACCUGAAGGCCGAGCUGGAAACCGCCUUGAAGAGGUCCCGGGAGCUGGACAUCGCACCCGAGGAGGGCCGCAGGGGCGAGACAGCAGGCCCCGAGGACGAGGACGAGGAUGACUUCCUGGAGGUCCCGGAGAAGGAGGGCUACGAGGCCUGUGUCCCCGAGCACCUGCGGCCUGAGUGCGGGCUGGAGGAAGGUCUGGUUGCACCAGGCUCGCAAGCGAGGAAGAAGCCUGGGACGGACACAGACGCCUGCGACCCCACCUCUGCGGCCGCCCAGCGGCAUCAGCUCCAGCCCCACGGGCCCCCAGCCUCGCCCCUGAGCCCCAGGGCUCUGCUAGCACCCGAGCAGGCCGCGCGGCGGGCGGCAGAGCAGGCCCGAGCGCCUGUUGUCCCCUUCGGGGUGGACCUGUGCUACUGGGGCCAGGAGGAGCCGGCGGCCGGCAAGAUCCUCAAGUGUGACUCGGAGCACCGCUUCUGGAAGCCCUGCGAAGUUGAUGCCGAGGUGGAUAGCGCCGGCGUCUCCGAGGCCCUGAGGAGCCGCUGCUUCACCUUCGCGGGACGGUUCGAGCCUGUGCAGCACCGCUGCCGCGCCCCGCGGCCCGACGGCCAGCUCUGUGCACGCCAAGACCGCCUGAAGUGCCCUUUCCACGGGAAGAUCAUCCCACGAGACGACGCAGGCCGGCCCCUCCAUGCGGAGGACAGGGCCCGAGAGCAGAGGCAGCAGCUGCAGAAGCCAGCGGGGCGCCCAGACUGGCAAGACCCCGAGUUCCUGAGGGACGUUGAGGCGGCCACCGGGGUGAAUCUGGGCUCGUCCAGGCCUGGCGGGAAAGGCAAGGGCAAGCGGCGGAAGCACCCAGGCCUCACCGACCUCAAGCGGCAGGCUGACACGGCCCGCGCGCGCAUUGCCAAGAAAGUGUUCGCCAAGGCAGCUGUGCAGAGGGUGGUCACCGCCAUGAACCAGAUGGACCGGAAGAAGCACGAGAAGUUUGCAAAUCAGUUUAACUACGCCCUGAAUUAGGGCCCACCCCAUUCAUGAUCCCCUGUGGUCGUCAGCUCCUCUCUGGGUGCGGGCGGUAACAGCAGUCAUCAUCCAGUGUGUUUAAUGCGAGGACUUGGUGCACACUGUAAAUGUCCCUGAGGCGUGGACGUUCCUGCUGCGGGGACCUCGGCCAGCGCUUACGGGCCGCCUGCCUGGUCACGUGGGGUGAACCGGGCAGCCUGGCUCCCAGGCGGCGUCUUGUAUGGCCUGUGCGCUUUGUGACGUGGUUCAGGGUUGCUCAACGUCCAGGACGAGUGCAGCCCCGCCCUGCCCCCAGCCUUCUCCCCUUCUCUUCUGGGUCUGCCUGUGGGACGUUUCCUGUGCCUGGAGUCACAGCCCCACACAGCCCUGGGUGUGGCUGCCUUCAUGUGGCACAGCGUCCUCAAGGCCGUCCCCUCUGGUGCAGUCAGCGCAUUGUCCUCUUACGUCCAGAUGACACUCCGCUGUGUGAACAGACCACGCUUACCCGUUCAUCGUGGACAUGUGGGUGGUUUGCACUUUGGGAUUAUUACAGAUACAGUUAAUGACCGUUUGUGUGCAAAUUUUUGCAUGGGCGUAUAUUUUCAUUCCUUUUGGGUUUAUGCCUAGAGAUGAAAUGGAUGGGUUGUAUAGUAACUGUGUUAAACUUUACUGAUGAAUUGCUGAAAUGUUUUCCAAAGCAGCUGUACCAUUUACAUCCCUACCAGUGCAUCUGGUGGGUGCUCAUUUCUCCAUGUUCAUGCCACACUUGUUAUCAGUCUUUUUAAUUUUAGCCAUCUUAGUGGGUGUGAAGUGGCAUCUCAUUGUGGUUUUGACUUGCAUUU